Penicillium maclennaniae is the source of this 1200-nucleotide messenger RNA. RefSeq lists its product as uncharacterized. The transcript has 2 exons. Bases 1 to 1200 code for a protein of 399 amino acids. NCBI's taxonomy places the organism in Eukaryota, Fungi, Ascomycota, Eurotiomycetes, Eurotiales, Aspergillaceae. The record is from RefSeq and is a predicted model, not a curated record.
AUGGAGGAGCAUGGGUUGAGUUUCUUCUUCUAUCGAUUUGUAACAGCAAUUUCGAUGCUAGAACAACCCCCACCUCAGUUAGAAGUCCCCCAUUUGUUAGGUCAGAUGCUACUGCGUCCACCCGUCCGAGAUGCAGCCAUCUCUGUUGGAUUGGCCGCUAAAUCCAAUGUCAUGCGAGACCGAUCUAUGCGUCUCGUGGCAAAGGAGAAGUAUGCGACGGCCAUAAGCAGCGUCCGUGUGGCGGUGGAGAACCCCCAGCAAGCCAAUCUGGACCAAACAUUCAAGCUAAUUUUUAUGCUUAGUCUGUAUGAGAUGGUCAGUUGCUCCGGGAAAAAAUUUGACUCUUGGACAGUGCAUCUCGCUGGUGCUACAGCCCUCAUGAAACAGCGCGCAUUCGAGCAGACCUUGAACGUCUUCGGGCCUCGGCCGCAACUACAAUACUACUAUGUCUCCAUUGUGAAAUACUUUAUCGUCGAGGAGAAUGCCGCUCCUGAUUUACUCGAAUGGAACCCUGAUACUUCGACAUUUGGGCCUGAGGUGCAGCCUGCUAUCCGUCUGAUCGACAUCAUGAUCCGGUUUAUGAGAAUGCACUAUUCUAUGCGAUCAAGCCCGAACAUUGACCCAAGAACGGCAAUACGUUUAACUCUGUCUUUCGAGUCAGAAUUGGAUCAGUGGGAAAAAACUCUUCCUGAGAAGUGGUCCUUUGUGAUACAUGAGUCUAGUGAUACUCAAACGACUUUCAACGGAAAGUAUAUGAUUUGUGAUGAUGCGUGGGCGCCCAGAGCUCUUAUUCAUUACUUCUGGGCAAGGUUGAUGGUCAACGAGGUGAUCCUCUUGCACAUAUCAAGGCUCGCAGUGACAACUUUCGAAGACCUUGCGCAGCGACAGCUGGCAUUGGAUAUCAUAAAUCGGAUGGGGACCUGUAUCUGCGCUAGCGUCGCAAGCCAAUUGAGUGCAUAUGGCCGCGGUAAACCAAGUGGAGACACCAAAGAUAUGCCUCCACUUAAUGGUGUGUUUAUGUUAAUGUUCCCGUUGGCCAUUGCGGGAGGCGCAGGGGGUUCUCUGGAUGAAGUACACGAGUGGGUGGUUCAGAGGCUGCAAAAGAUUGGAAGUACAAUGGGCAUUCGGCGCGCCCACGAGAUGAUACCGCGAUUGAAGCUGUCUCGACAAAAAAUGCAGCAGCAGAUAAUGAUCCAAUGA